This is a messenger RNA of Cyanistes caeruleus (blue tit), 625 nucleotides long. The record is from RefSeq and is a predicted model, not a curated record. NCBI's taxonomy places the organism in Eukaryota, Metazoa, Chordata, Aves, Passeriformes, Paridae.
UCUACUUUUCUUCAAAAUCUUUUAUAAAACACAGCUUUUUAUUGAAACUGAACUGAAACAUUCCUGUAAUGCUUUAUGAUAAAUGACAGAGGGUGGAAGAAGCAACAAAUCUCCAAAGCAUAUCUUCAGAGGGCAGACUAUACCAGAAAGAAGAUUUGUAGAAACAGUAAAUCAUGAAGCAUAUCAUUAUCAAAUUGGUGACUUUCCAGCAGAAUGGGAAGCAUGGAUAAGGAAAAAAAGAGAAGAUCCACCCACCAUUGAGGAGAUUCUAAGGAAUGAAAAUUACAGAGAAGAAAUGAAGCAGAAAGUCAAGGAAGUAUCUGAAAAGGAUAAGCUGCUUCAGGCCAAGGAGUAUGAGGAAGGACUUGUUGCUGAACCAAGUCAUACUCAGGUUAAAGGCCAUGCAUCUGCCCCUUAUUAUGGAAAGAAGGAGCCCUCACAAGACCCCACAAGCACUGCAAAUACCUUCCAGCCAGGUGCCUGGAUGCCACCAGGCAGUGGGAGUAGUCAAAAUAAAUAAGCAAUUUAACGGACAGAUGUUGUUAAUGGAUAAAUAUGGUAACAGAUGACAUACACAGUUGUUAUAUACAAUAGUAAAAUGAAGUAGUAUUAUAAAGCAGUUUCA